Acinonyx jubatus (cheetah) is the source of this 1082-nucleotide messenger RNA. RefSeq names its product HscB mitochondrial iron-sulfur cluster cochaperone (gene HSCB). Bases 94 to 720 code for a protein of 208 amino acids. Gene Ontology annotation, cellular component: mitochondrion. The transcript has 6 exons. Gene Ontology annotation, biological process: [2Fe-2S] cluster assembly; protein complex oligomerization. Lineage: Eukaryota; Metazoa; Chordata; Mammalia; Carnivora; Felidae. Gene Ontology annotation, molecular function: ATPase activator activity; protein-folding chaperone binding. The record is from RefSeq and is a predicted model, not a curated record.
UAGCUGCCCAGCCAAUCAGCAGCAGUAGUCUGGUUGGGCCCUCGCUCACGGUUUCCCCCCGCAGGUGACCGUGGCGAGACAGGCCGCGGCCAGAUGUGGGGCGGAAGGACUGGAGCCUUGCUCCGGGUGUGGGGGCUGUGGCCCGCAGGGGUCCGCGGGCGGAGACCUCUAGGCUACAAUGCUGCGUCUCUGGCCGGAAACAAUUCCCCCCAGUGUUGGAACUGCGGCGGCCCAGGGGUCCCCAAGCGGGGAGACGGGUUCUUCUGCCCACAGUGCCGCGCGCUGCAGCCACCUGACCUCACUCGAGAUUACUUCAGCCUCAUGGACUGCAACCGUGCCUUCGGAGUGGACACAGCGAAGCUCCAGAAUAGGUACCAGCAGCUACAGCGUCUUGUCCACCCUGAUUUCUUCAGCCAAAGGUCUCAGACUGAAAAAGACUUCUCAGAGAAGCAUGCGACCCUGGUGAAUGAUGCCUAUAAAACCCUCCUGGCCCCGCUGAGCAGGGGACUAUACCUUCUGAAGCUCCAUGGAGUAGAGAUUCCCGAAGGGACAGAUUAUGCAAUGGACCAGCAAUUCCUCAUGGAAAUAAUGGAAAUCAAUGAAAAACUUGCAGAAGCUCAAAGUGAAGCUGCUAUGAAAGAGAUUGAAUCUAUUGUCAGAGCUAAACAGAAGGAAUUGAGUGACAAUGUGAGCAAAGCUUUUGAACAAGGCGAAGAAUGAGGUGGCCAUUUGUAGAAAUGACCCAGGAGACUAUCUUUUAUAUCCAAUUGAGGUAAGUAGGGUGUUACCUUAUGGAGGCAAACUGGAUUCUAAAAGCCACUAAGAAAACUUAAACCUAAUCUAGGAUAUUACAUUAGGCAAAAGAGGUUCAUUCUUUCCUUUUUUUUCCUUAGACUAUAAUGAGGGCAAGGGAAAUGGAGAAAGAUGAAGAGAAUUUGGAAGCAUUUCACAAAUAAAGCCCAUAGGAAUUUCUAACUGAUUAAUUAAGUAUGGGGGUGAACAAGAAGGAGGCAUCAAUGAUGACGCUUAGGUUUUGGGUUAGAAACAGAAAAGCAUCUUCUGACAGCUGUAACUGGCUUGGU